CCAGAAAGCAACGACAGAGACACGACCAUCCGACCACGGUCGCUCACAACAACACCAUGUCUUACAACGGACGCAUGAGCAUGGCGCGCACCACUACGCACAAUCAGCGGGCACCUCCGGUGAAUGAACACGAUGCCUUUAUCACGCUGCCCGACCAUGAAAUCGCGGGCUGCAUAACAGACAUUGGCAUCCAGUUCAGCGUAUCGGACCUACAGAAGCCCAACCCCCAGAUUAUACAAAAAGUCUUCGAAUGGCUCGCCGAGCUGCUCAUGAACACAACGCGCGAGGUGGUUGCGCCGGCGGUGCGCGCCGCUGCCGAAGACAUGUGCGGAGGGGACUCGGAGCGGCUCUACCCCAGCGACACCAGAGACUUGAUGGGUUUCUUUGUCAUCCUGAGGAAGUUGUUGUGCGAGGCGCAGUGCGGAAUCCAUGACUUUACCUUCAACGACCUGUACAAGCCCACUCAUGGCCGCCUUGUAAAAAUCUUUUCCUACAUGAUCAACUUUAUCCGCUUCCGCGAAUCGCAAACCGAGAUCAUCGACGAGCACUUCAACAAGGCCGAGCGUACCAAGCUCCGGAUCGAACAGCUCUACAACGACAAGCAAGCUAAAGAGGCGCAAUUGGCCGAACUCGAGCGUAACCGUGCCGCCACGCAAAGGCUGAUGCAGGAAAAGGAGAAGCGCAACAACGAGCUCAAGACGCGACUGUUGGAACUGAAGAGAGGGCAAGAGGCAGUAGCGGAGAAGCUGGAGCGUGCUAAGCUCGAGCAGGACCGGCUGAAGAAGCUACUCCAGCAAAAGGUGGAAAACAAGGAGAAUGUCCAGCGGGAGGUGCUGAAACUGAAGCCGUACACGCAACAGAGCCCAACGGCUCUGGAAGACUCGCUGCGCGACUUGAGCGACCGACUCACGGGCGACAAGACGCAAAUCGACAUGCUGGACCGCCGUGCUCGCGCCCUCCAGACGUCGACCGACUCAUUCGCCGUUGUCGCUACCGACGUUACUUCGUGCACACGACUCCUUACCGACGUGCAAGCCGACCUUGGGCGGGAAGAGGAGGAGCUUGCAAAGGCGGCAAGACACCGAGAUGCGCUAGCCGACCGGAGCAACAAUGUGCGCGACGUGGAGCGGCAAGAGCGUCUGUUGCAAAAGCAAUUGAGUAACAUCAAUGCCCGCACCGACAAACUCAAAAGCAAAGGCGACGAAGAGGCAGAACGUGCCCGGAAGCGCAUGGAAGAGCUCCGAGAAACCCACGCCAAGCUGACCGAGGAGCGGGGCGAGAAGGGGCGCGAGAUGGAGCGGCGGAGGGUGCGCAUUGAGCAGACGGAGAAGAAGAUGGCUGAGCUCAAGGACAACAUUGAAAACGAGGUGCAUUCGGCGCACGACGAGUACCUCAAGAUGGAGAGCCACAUCAAGCUGUACAUCACGGAGAUGGAGCAAAGCAUAUAG
Molecule: messenger RNA, 1448 nt
Organism: Exserohilum turcica Et28A
Lineage: Eukaryota; Fungi; Ascomycota; Dothideomycetes; Pleosporales; Pleosporaceae
Exons: 3
Coding region: 57-1448 (463 amino acids)
Biological process (GO): meiotic chromosome segregation; mitotic spindle organization; kinetochore organization
Cellular component (GO): Ndc80 complex; kinetochore
Molecular function (GO): protein-containing complex binding
Source: RefSeq, a predicted model, not a curated record